CAUCGUGCAUAUGGCGGCAAUAAUACUGUGUCUAUUGGCAGCGUUAUUCUUCUUGCUCGACAUCACAAUGGUAUUCGUGUGAGUCUCGCGAUUAUCCGUUAAUCUUUAAAUUUUCGAGAGACGCGAAAGAUUCCUUACGUUUGCUAUACGCUUGUAGAUUUUGGAAGAGGAAAUGCUACCUCUGUAAACGAUGUUGCUAUUACGGAGCGGACAAUUUGUUACGUAAAGAAUCGAUCCCACCCGGUGUUGCGGUAAGCGCUCGCAAAAAAAAAAAAAAAUUCUAUAUUUCUAACAAUAUUUAAUCCACGAUAGAACAUAAGAAAAAACUGAAUUAUUUCAAUCUUGUGACGGUGUGAAUUAAUCAGCUAUUUUGUCUCUUAAUUAAUGUCUGUUGAGAACAAACGUAUAGAUAAUGAAGCACGACGUGACGACCAGUCUGAGCGACGUUAGAGUACCCGAUGAAUUAAAGAACAUCGCGGCGCCCGAUCACUCUUAUCGUAGAACCGAAUACGCUCGACGAAGAGAGUACGUCGAUUCAUCUAACUGUGCCCCCUCGUGCCGUUUCAAUAUCGCCCAAAUCCAGACGGAACCGCGCGACACAUCCGUCGUAGAGAUUCAGACUCCAAGGACGGUCGUGAAAGAAACGCCGAUCCAGAUGUACGCCAAAUGCGAAUUUUGCCAACAAAUAAUGCAACCUGCCACCAGCGAUGCUGCCGGACAGCAUCUGUCUUAUCCCGCCAUCGUGCAAUUCGUCCGCGGAGGGACCGCCGACGGCAUGCCGUGCUGUCCCGGGUAAUUUAUAUGAGCGAUUUCUUGUAUUCUAUGUGCUAAACAAACGCGAUCUAAUCCCUUCUCUUUUAGUAGAUGCAAAUGCGCAACGGAAAGAAACCCGCAGCCGCUGCAAAAGCAAUUUCGAUCGUUAUCACCAUCAAAACGUGGGG
Messenger RNA from Cataglyphis hispanica, 941 nucleotides. RefSeq lists its product as uncharacterized. Bases 413 to 796 code for a protein of 127 amino acids. The record is from RefSeq and is a predicted model, not a curated record. NCBI's taxonomy places the organism in Eukaryota, Metazoa, Arthropoda, Insecta, Hymenoptera, Formicidae. The transcript has 2 exons.